AUGGCGACCUCUCUGCUGCGGAUAGGACGAGCAGCUUCUCUCAAGUGUCUCCAGCUGGAGAGCCUGCGUGCUCUGAGGGCUCGUCCUGUUGCCAGACUGUGCACUGGGGCUAAAGAACCUGCCGCAGCAGUAGCGGCUCCAGACGAGCGAGCUGCUCUUAUCAACUACAAGACCUCCGUUGCCUUUCCUGUUAAACUCUUAGAUCCUGGCGUUUUCUCACAGCCUUUAGUUGCAGCAGCAGCAGAAUCUGUAGCUACAUCCACAGCUAACCUUGAAACAACCACAGAACCUCAAACACAAAGCCCCACUCCAGAACCAAUUGUACCAGUCCCAGAAGUUGAACAUUUAAGCACCACUUUAGAAUCAACCGAACCUGCUGCUAGUUCUCAUGUUGAGGCACAAGCAGAAACCCCAACUCCGGAGCCAGGCGCCGCAGCUGCGGUAGUUGCUGAAGCAGUUGAAGAAGCUCCUAUAGUCCCAGAAACCACUGCUCCAGAACCAGUGGCCGUGGCAGCUGAGGUUUCUGAGACGACUACUACUACUACUUCUGUCGCUCAAGCCGAAGCUGCCGAAGCUGAGCCUGUAGUUAGCACAAGUGCUGAAGAACUAGUGGAUCCUGCUCCAGUGAUUGCAGAAAGCCAAGAGCCAGUUGUAGCUGAAUCUACAGCUGCGCCUGAAGAAGCCAAUCCCCCAGAAAGCACAGUCAAGUCUGAGUCCUCUGAGUCCGCUGCAGCUCCUGUCGAUGCAUCUUCUUCAUCCUCGAGUGAUUCUGACUCUGAUUCUGAUUCUGAUUCAGAAGAUGAGAAAACAGAGGUCAAAGCACCAGCCCCUGAUGUGAAGGACAAUGUGACAGAUGAUGCCCCUAAAGUCACUUCUGGUAUUGACGAGGCCGUUAGUGCAGUGGAAGAUUUGACGGAUCCAGCCCCUGAGAUUCUAACCACAGCCGAAGCCUCUGUUAGCGAACCACUUGUCAUGGCAGCUUCUGGAGAUGCCAUCAGUGAAGAGAAAGCUGAGGCAGCAUCACCUGAAGCCAGUGGAGAUGGAGAAUCCCCUUCAGGAGAUGUGGAAGGUAUCCAGUUAGACCAGAAAUGUGUGGACCGAGCCCCAGAAGUUCUGGCAGAAGAACAGGAAGUGGUCAAGGCAGCAUCGACUGAAGAGGUUGUUGUUUCGGCUGAAGAACUUGUGGAUUCUGCUCCUGAGGUUACACAGUCUGCCUCAGAAGUUGUAGCAGAAGAAGUUGCCAAACCUUGCGAAGAAGUUGUUGAAUUGGCUCAAGAUGAUGCUCCCGAAGUUGUAGCCGCUGCUUCCGAAGCUGUUGAAUCGACGCAGGAAGUGGUUGAAACAUCCCCGGGUGUAGUCGAAGCAACAGCACAAGAUGUCGCCGAGACGACCUCAGAUGUAAUAGUAGAAGCCUCUCCAGAACCGGCGCAGAAAGUUGUCGAACCAGCGCAGGAAGUUGUUGAACCAGCGCAGGAAGUUGUCGAACCAGCGCAGGAAGUUGUCGAACCAGCGCAGGAAGUAAUUACCUCUGCCCAGGAAGUAGUAGAACCUCUUGAAUCGGCCCCAGAAGAAGCCAGCGCACCUGUAGAAACCCCUGUAGAACCAUCUGAAACCCCCCUUAGUGCGACUGCAGAGGCCAGCGCUGAGGAGCUGGUAGACCCGGCUCCGGCUGUGGAGACCAAAGCCGAGGAGGAGUUGGCUGCGGCCGAAGCGUCUGAGGAAGCGGCUCCUCCUGCGGCGGAACCAGAGGAACCGUUCAAUAACUCCACGUACAAGAACUAUGACCACCAUACGUACACGCCCUACACCUUCGCCGACCUCGACGUGGAGAUGGCCAAGUACCGUCUGCCGCAGCCCUCCUCCGGACGGCCCUCCCCCUUGCACUAA
This is a messenger RNA of Knipowitschia caucasica, 1887 nucleotides long. Lineage: Eukaryota; Metazoa; Chordata; Actinopteri; Gobiiformes; Gobiidae. The record is from the annotation of a GenBank genome assembly.